Molecule: messenger RNA, 876 nt
Organism: Venustampulla echinocandica
Lineage: Eukaryota; Fungi; Ascomycota; Leotiomycetes; Helotiales; Pleuroascaceae
Product: Transcription factor fet5
Exons: 2
Coding region: 1-876 (291 amino acids)
Molecular function (GO): GTPase activity
Source: RefSeq, a predicted model, not a curated record
AUGAGUAAAUACGGCGUCGUGGUUAUGGGCCCCGCGGGGGCCGGUAAGUCAACAUUUUGUUCCGCCCUCAUAACGAACCUGCGCAACAACAGGCGCUCCUGUUUCUACGUGAACCUCGACCCCGCAGCCGAAGACUUCACCCACGAGCCGGAUCUCGACAUCAAAGACCUGAUCUCUCUCGAAGAUGUGAUGGAGGAGAUGGGGUUGGGCCCCAACGGCGGCCUGAUCUACUGCUUCGAAUUCCUGCUGGAAAACCUGGACUUCCUCAGCGAUGCGCUCGACCCAUUAUCCGACGAGUACCUCAUCGUUAUCGACAUGCCCGGACAAAUAGAGCUCUACACCCACAUCCCCAUAUUACCCGCGCUGGUUAAGCACCUGACGCGCACUGGCGCGCUCGAUAUCAGACUCUGUGCUGCGUACCUCCUCGAAGCUACUUUUGUUAUUGACAGCGCCAAGUUCUUCGCCGGGACGUUGAGUGCUAUGAGCGCCAUGAUAAUGCUCGAGGUUCCGCAUAUCAAUAUCAUGUCCAAGAUGGAUCUUGUGAAGGGACAGGUUGGGAAGCGACAGAUGAAACGCUUUCUCGAUGCGGAUGCCUCCAUCUUGGAAGAAGAAGAAGCCGAGGAAGAUGAUGGCUCCACGAACCCAGGGGAUACCCAGACCUUGAUGAAGGGCAAGAGUUUUAAUAGAUUGAAUAAGGCCGUUGCGGGGCUGAUUGACAGCUUUGGCAUGGUUUCUUAUCUAAGAUUAGAUGUGCAGGAUGAAGAUAGCGUUGCAGCUAUAUUGAGCUAUAUCGAUGAUGCUAUCCAGUUCCAUGAGGCGCAGGAACCGAAAGAGCCUAUAGAGGAGAUGGAAAUGGGAGACGAGGACUUGCCAUAA